This is a messenger RNA of Antrostomus carolinensis (chuck-will's-widow), 997 nucleotides long. It is a transcript of the gene FAM81B, whose product is annotated as family with sequence similarity 81 member B. Lineage: Eukaryota; Metazoa; Chordata; Aves; Caprimulgiformes; Caprimulgidae. The record is from RefSeq and is a predicted model, not a curated record.
GCAAUUCUGGGAUUCUGUGACCAUGACUGGUGUGACACCAGCUUUUUUGGUGUUCACAGGAGAGACUUUUCCACACCUCCUCACCCUGGAGACAGGACUCGUGUGCUGGAAGAGCGUUUAGCGGUUAUCAGCCAGGAGAGGACCACGGCUUUCCUCCUCCAUCAAGCUUUCCAAAUCAAAGACGACCUCAUCUCCUACCUCCAGGGAAGCAAAGGUUAUCAGCAUGGGGAGAGCUCUGCCCGGAGGCUGCUGGAAAACCACAUCCAGACCAUUACCAGCAUCGUUAAAAAGCUCAGCCAGGACAUUGAGGUUUUGGAGAGGCAGAUAAGAGCAAGAGAUGGUGCCACAGUAGAAACUAAUUUUGCUGUUCGAAGUCUGGACCAUAAAUACAUCCAUGGUCUUGGAGACCUGCGUGGGAGAGUGGCAAGAUGCGAGGCGAGCAUCGCCAAGCUGUCGGGAGACAUCAGCAUCCUCAGGUGUGAGGCCCAGAGGGCUGAGAAAGAGAUCUGUGGCCUUCACUCUGCCCUCAAAAGUUGUGUGAGUGAUUUUGAGAAGAAGGUAAUGCAGCUAUUAGGCAAGAUAGAGACUUCCAACUCUGACCAAAGCUCGAAUUUAAAGACAGUCCAGGGAGAUCAGCAUCACGAACUGCAACUUCUGGAUUUCAAGUUGACAACUAUUGUAAGUGACUUCAGGGAUCAGAUACAGACUCAUCGGAAAUGGACAGAAGUGCAGCUGACACGGACUGAAGAAGAUCAAGCUCAGCACAGGCAUCAGCUGCUUAACUUGGUGAAGGAGAGACUGGAAAGAGCAGAAAAAAGAGUAGAAGAAAAGCUCCUCCUUCUGUCACUGAAGCUGGAACAAAUGGAUAAACCGCAGAAAUACGAAAAACAGUUGAACCAGAUGAAAAGAGAGGAAAAAAACCUGCAUGCAAGAAUGACUGGGUUUGAAAAAGAGAUCUGGAAUGAGCUUGAGGAAAUCCAGAACGAAUACAGAUCAG